This is a messenger RNA of Auanema sp. JU1783, 1179 nucleotides long. NCBI's taxonomy places the organism in Eukaryota, Metazoa, Nematoda, Chromadorea, Rhabditida, Rhabditidae. The record is from the annotation of a GenBank genome assembly.
AUGACACUCAAUUUUCAAUCUCACGGACCUGUAAUUCAGGCAGCUUAUAACCGUGUAGCUAACUCUAAAACUGGAGAUGAAUGGGCUAUUUUUGAUUAUGAAGGAAAUACGAAUGUCAUUAAAGUAGGAGAUGAAGGAGAUGGUGGACUAGAGGAGUUCUCCAAUAGCUUUAAUAGUGGAAGAUUACAAUAUGGACUGAUUAGUGUUAAAUUGUGCGAAAAAGCUCUCUCAAAAAUAGUGCUCGUUCAUUGGCAAGGAGAAGGAGUCCCAUCAGCAAGAGUAGCCUGUGCAACUUCUCAUGUUAACGAUGUUAGGAAGCAUUUGAAAACUGUUCAUACAGUAGUAUAUGCACGGAGCGAAAUGGAUGUUGAGUCUGAUUCCAUAAAGAGAGAAGUAUCGAAGCUUCCUGCUUCUUAUGCUGAAAGCAAAGUAGAAACCUCAUACUCAACACCUACAUCAGUGUCUUCUGUAUAUAAGCCGGUUAAACCACAUGUAGAUAUAAAUGUGAAGGAACGCGAGCAAUUUUGGGACAAAAUGAAUGUUGAGGAAAAACGAAGGCAGCAAGAGCAACAAAAAAAACAUUUAGAUGACGAGAAAAAAUGGACAGAAGAGAGGAAACAACUUUCUGAUGAAAUCUCUCAUAAAUCUGAUAUUGCAAUAACUUCUGCUCCUGUGAAAAACCAGAUUAUACCUCCCUCAGUUCCGAUCACAUCUUCCCCAGUUCCUUCCAAUGUACCAUCUAAAAACUUAAUAUCAGGCAGAGUUGGAAUGUUUCAAACUAAAGAAGACGUGUCGGUACCGAUGCCUAAACCAAAUGUCACGGUUGCUUCGACUCCAAAAAUCGAACAACUUUCACUCUACGAUCAAGUUCCAUCCCAGGAACAAAUCAGCGUUGAGCCUGAAAUAACCCCAACUGCUCCAAUCCCGUCUGCCCCUUUUCCAAACCCUGUUCCAACUGUUUCUGUUGGCAACAAUAUCUCCCAGUACGAUGUUCCACCUUCAACAGGACUUUGCGCUAUUGCUCUCUGGGAUUAUCAAGCAGAAGAUGCUACAGAAAUCACCUUCGAUCCCAAUGACAUAAUUUCUGAAAUUGAGCAGAUCGAUGAAGGAUGGUGGAAAGGAAAAGCUCCUAAUGGAUCGUUUGGUCUGUUUCCAGCCAAUUAUGUAAAAAUUCUAUAG